CCAUUCAUUAAACAAAAACCUUUCAUUUAAAACGAACUUUCAUUUCAAACUAGAAACUCAAAAGAGAAUAUAAAUUCAUAUUUUUCAAUCUUUUAAAACCACCAAUAUGCUAACAGAAUGCAAAGAUGAGCUGCCCAAUCCUCACAAGGGAUGCCUGCGGGAGAUGCUCAACACCCUGAUCAUCAGCGACAAUGAUGUGAAGCGCCUCAAUACGCAGCUGCGCAACGUGCAACUGGAGAUGAAGGCCGAAAUGGACAAGAUCGAAAAGGCCAAGUGCGUCGGAGAUGAGAAGUCAACGAAGCCAAAGGUCUGCGUCAGUGAGGAGGAUCUCACACAGUUUGCCGAACGCAUCGUCAAUCUGGAUGAACUGAAGCUGCACUACACAAAGAAAAGCGAGGAGCUGCGCCGCCGUCGGGACAAUAUAAUGGUCUAUGCCCGACAGUGCCUGAACGCCUACAACGAGGAGAAGUGCAAAUUCAAGUCCUUCCAGGAGAACACCGUGGACUACAUUAAACGAACGGCUACUCUCUCGCAGGACCGUGAGGUGAUCCAGAAAUGCGAGAAUGACAUUUGCCAGAUGAACAAACGCUUUGUUCGAGAGGUGGCCCAUCUGAAACGCUGCGAGGGAGAGCUGCAGGCGUUCUUUAAGCUGCUCAAGGACUCGGAUCCCAAGGCCUAUUGCGAGUGCUGCUGCUUCAAGGACUACGACUGGCUGCCGCAGGGCAAGAACCUGGAGGUGGUGGACACCAUAGCCGCGGAGAUCAAGGAGAAGAUGGGCCACGUGCUGGUGCGUGCCUUUGCCCAGCUGCAUUUGCAUGAGCCGCAGGAUCCGCGGGCCUUCAUUGCCGCCUAUCUGAUGAAUCUCGAUCGCAGCGAGCAGGAGAUGAAGGAGAAGCACGACAUAUUCCAGGAGGCCACAGAGAUCUGCAUCAAGGAGCUGCCCGAUCCCAUAUUCCAUUGCGAGAACACAUGUCCGCCGCAAGAGAAACCCAUUUGAGAGUUUUUUUAAACAAUAUUUCCUUUAAUUCACACGAAAAAACACCAUGAAAUACAAUAUUUGAAAUUCUCUUAACAUUA
This is a messenger RNA of Drosophila pseudoobscura, 1077 nucleotides long. RefSeq lists its product as uncharacterized. The coding region runs from base 107 to 997 and encodes 296 amino acids. Gene Ontology annotation, cellular component: Set1C/COMPASS complex. NCBI's taxonomy places the organism in Eukaryota, Metazoa, Arthropoda, Insecta, Diptera, Drosophilidae. The transcript has a single exon. The record is from RefSeq and is a predicted model, not a curated record.